CUGAUUUAACCGAAUUCGUAGCUCCAAUAAUAACAGAUUUAAAAUUGGGUAUUUUUUUAAGAGCUAUUAUUUAUUAAAAUGCUUGAUAAAGUUCAAUUCUUUUUUCAUAAUUUAGGUGACAAUUUCGAAACGGUGGCCUCGUCUUCCGACGCGGUGGAUCGCGUGGCUGGCGCCUCGUUCGCCUUCUACGAGAACACGUACUUCCUGAAAGAGGCCGUCGUCAAGAGACAGUUGCGCUUUCAGAUUAACAAGAAAAACGCGACAUCGAAUAACACUCAGGAGGCGAGGGAUAUAGCGAGCAAAGAUCGCAGCUUGCACAUUAUGAACUACUGCAUAAUCAAUAUGCCAGUGUCGAUUGGUCUUCAGAAAAACUCUCCAAUAAAACCACGUGUAGACAAACUAAUAAGGAGAGUGCUCGAAGCAGGACUGAUCAAGAAGUGGCUGGACGAUGUGAUGCAGAGGGUGCUAAACGCCAAUUUAGAUCUCGAUAAUACGCCCUCGAAAGCUAUAAUGAGCAUGAAAAAGUUGUACGAAGCUCUGGUGGCCCUUUUUAUCGGGUAUUUUAUAGGUCUAGUUGGUUUUAUUGUAGAGAUUUUGUAUUUUAAGUACAAGGUGAAGAGACAUCCCAGCUAUAACAAGUAUUCGAGAAGUGUGAAGGAGGUUAAAAAGGCAGACUAAUGUUACAGAAAUUGUAGUUUCAAUUUUAAUAAAAAAUGUUUAUUUUUAAUUUUUUUU
This is a messenger RNA of Brassicogethes aeneus, 735 nucleotides long. The record is from the annotation of a GenBank genome assembly. Lineage: Eukaryota; Metazoa; Arthropoda; Insecta; Coleoptera; Nitidulidae.